This is a messenger RNA of Dreissena polymorpha, 2934 nucleotides long. RefSeq names its product baculoviral IAP repeat-containing protein 3-like. The coding region runs from base 749 to 1438 and encodes 229 amino acids. The record is from RefSeq and is a predicted model, not a curated record. Lineage: Eukaryota; Metazoa; Mollusca; Bivalvia; Myida; Dreissenidae. Gene Ontology annotation, biological process: regulation of cell cycle. The transcript is spliced from 6 exons. Gene Ontology annotation, cellular component: cytoplasm; nucleus; spindle microtubule.
AGUGCGUCGAUAUGCCAUUUUAUUUUUUGUGAAUUAAUUUGAAAUAGAAAUAACAUGUAAGGCUGUAUCGGUUUGUUUUAUUGCGUGUGUACAUAACGUUUUUUUUUAUUUCUAUAGUUGCGCCACAUGAUUCCAGCGGCGAUUGGUGUCGGUGGUAUUUCUUUCGUAUCCUAUGUUGUGCGAUGUGACUUUUACAAUAUGAUACACUGAAAACUGUUCGAGUUUAAUAUUAUAUGAUGGAUACUAACGUCAGGACAAGUUUAAGCAGUGUUUAUCGUUUUAAAAUAUCGACUUUAAUUUAAUGAAGUAAUAUGUGGUUGUUUUGUUAACUUAUUGGUAAGCUUAGGAUAGGCGAGAAACUAAACUUAAUUGAGAAGGACGUGUACAGAAGAAAUACCACAAAAGUAAAAUACUGUCUUGUACACAUAACUGGGACAAUAUAAGAGGACAAUAAAGUAGUUUGGGCUAUUCCCAUCGCCCAAAAUUCGUCUCCAUCAGAGAUUACACAUUACUUGCGCGACGAACGUGAUUGCUUUACAACGUUCAAGCACAUUGAAGCAAGCCUAAAUCUGAGCUGUAUUCGUUUAGCCGCUUCAGGAAUGUAUUACACCGGUUUAGAUACGAUUGUAGGAUGCAUUUUAUGUGGUUCCGUCCAACACAAUUUGGAAAUAUGCGACUUAUAUUUUGACGUAUCGCCCCAACAUGCCAACAGCUGUACUCCGGAAUCUAGGGCUGUCAUCGGAUACCAAUGGAUUCCUACACGGUUACAGGACCAACCAGUAGUUCUACUGAUCAAAGGGGUUUCACACCAAACCUUCCAAACUACUCUCACACAGAUGCCUAUGUUCUGCAGCACGAGUCAGAAUUGAGGAGAUUAGGUAUUUACACUACCAAACCAAAACAUGAGGACUUCUCUACACUGGAAAUUCGUCGCCGCUCCUUUAGAAACGCUCCUGAGCACCUUAAAGCAUGUGCAGAUGUCUUAGCAGAAGCCGGCUUCUUCUUUUCAGGUUGUGGGGAUGGCAUUCAUUGUUUCCACUGCGGUCGAACACUAGGAAACUGGAGUGCCGAGGAUAAUCCUUGGCAAGAGCAUGAAAGAUUCUCCCCAGAAUGCGUGUUUAUCAAAAUAAAUCCGGAGAGAACCAGACGCUGUCAUCGCCAGCCUCCUGAUCAAUCGAACGAUCGUUUUCAUCAGGUCCAACAACGACGACAAGUUUUCAACCACAACAUCCAGCGAAAUAGAACUGACGAAGUUACAUGUCCUCCACAAAACCACGCGCACAGAUACCUAUGUAGGACUUGCCAAGUGCGAUCUUCAACUGUGCUGUUUGAAGACUGUAGACACUUGGUGUCGUGUCAGGAAUGUGCCAUGUUCUUAUGGUAUUGUCCCGUUUGCAAACAAUAUAUCAAUAAAAAGACGGUUGUUCUCUUCAGUUAAUAUGUAUUUAUGCAUUGACAACAUGUUCUCUAGACAUAAAAGAAAAUUAUCGAAGCCCCUUUGACGGCAAUGAUAAUUGAUUUAACUUUGUAAGAGUUAUGGCUUAAUAUCUAUUCCUGUGAAGUUGUAACAACCUCUGACAUAGAAAUGAUUUUUUUAAAGAUUUUUCAAAUCGUUUUUAUCAGUUCACAUGUCAAGCCGAGUGAAUCUUACGCCAGAAUGUUUUAUAUCAUCUUUGUAGAGGACCGUGAUCAUAUCAAAUUUGGUUUAUUAAGCAAAAAUGCAUGUGUUUUCCAUUACUAAAAAGUUUUUCAAGAAAGUGCCCAUUAACUACCUAACCCUAUGGCGAGGCCAGUUUUGACCCAAGUGUAUACUAUUACUACUACUACUUCUUCGUAUUGUUAUUAUCACCAUCAUCAGCAGCAAUAGCAGCAUACGUAUGAUAUGUUGAAUGGUAAACCGCGAAUUAGCAAAAUUAUUUUACUUAACGGCUAUGCAGAAGGAGGUUUAAAGAUGAUUGAUGUUUUCUUUAAUAAGUGCUCUUAAUAAAUCAUGGUUCCGUAGAAAUGCAACUGGGAAUGGAAAAUGAUUCAAUAUGUUCAUUUAAUGAUUGAUGUUCAAAAAUAAUGCAACUGUGGAAGUAUUAACUAUCCUGAAAACUUAAUUACAAUGAAUUUCUCAAAGAAAAAAUUAAUGAACUCUGUUGGAAUUUUUUCAGUUUUGCUUAAAAAUCCUUUUUCUAUAACCCAGACAUAAUACUUGGUACCAGAAGUGUAUUUUUAAAAUCAUGUUUUCAAAAAGGAGGUCAUUUUGUCGGUGUACAGUGAUGAAGAUUUUAGAGGAGUAUGUAACUUUAAUCCAAACUAUUUACUUUUCUUGUGAAUUAGUAAUACAGCCACUUUAUUUCGAAGCCUUUUAUUCCACAAUUCGACGGUCCAUUUAAGUAAACACAAAGAGUACAAAACAUAUGUAUGAAAUUAUAACAAAAGAUGAGUCUUCGCCAGUGUGCAUAAAUAAAUGAUCGAAUAAUUUCAAUUUUAUUUAUAUUAUCAUUUGUCGAACUGUUUGGAUAUUCCUUCCUUUUUUCUAGGACAAGCACAUAUAAAUGAAACAUUAAACGGAUUAUGUAUUUUGAUCAAAAUGUAUAUUUAUUAUUGUAAAAUGAACCAACCUAGGCAACUCUAAAAGCCGCAAAAUUAUACAUUUUCUUACAUUACAAUGUACUUAACGAAAUUAACUAUGUUUAUUAUUUGCGUCAAAGUAAUGAAUGGGAAUUAUUGUUACCUCUUUUUCUGUUGUGGUGAUAAAAGGCUUAAGAAGUCAUGUUAUUGUCAAAUAUUUCUUUGACAAAUAUUGUUUGUAUUGUUAUGUAAUAGCAAAUAUUGAUAAAAUUUGCGUUUUAUAUAUGCAUAUACUAUUUUUAAACUCUGUGCGGUUUUGAAUUUGAUGUCCUCGACUCACACAUAUUUACGAGGAAAAUUAAAUUUAUUCAAGGA